This is a messenger RNA of Effrenium voratum, 558 nucleotides long. NCBI's taxonomy places the organism in Eukaryota, Dinophyceae, Suessiales, Symbiodiniaceae. The record is from the annotation of a GenBank genome assembly.
AUGCUCGAGAGCCAGGAGCCCGAGAAGAAGUCAAAGAAGAAGGAGAAGGAGAAAGAGAAGGAGAAGGAGAAGCCGCCAAAGGAUACGGAGAAGAAGGAGCAGAAGGAGCAGAAGGAGCAGAAGGAGCAGAAGGAGCAGAAGGAGGUCCAAAAGAAGGACAAGAAGGAGAAGAAGCAGGAGUCGGAAGGGCUGAGCAACCUGGAGGAGCGAAGCAGUCGUCUGAAGGCUGAGCUGAUGCGGCAAAAGGAGCCGCUUGGAAGGAAAGCUCCCGGCAAAGAGACGUCGGAAGCUCCGACCAAGGAGAAAAAGGAUCUCGGCCUGGAGGACAUCCAUGCCAUUCCGGACGACCUGCUCUUUGCAGAGCUGGCCGGAAGGAUAGAGAAGAUGUGCCUCACGCGCGAGGAGGGCGGAGGUGAGCGCAAGAAGUAUCAGGCCAGGCAGGCUGGAGGAUCCAACACUUUGAGCUGUUCCAGUGAAGUGGGCUUCCUAAUUCAGAUAUUCCAGGGGCUCUUGAUGCUCCACCACUUUGGCACCUUCAAGGGUGAUAUGGCCCCCUAA